UAGUGGGUGCCUGGUGAAUUUCUGUGGCUUUCACCAACAACUCCUGAGAAAGAGAGAAGAAGAGAGAACAAGAAAAAGUCAGUGAUGGAGGGAGGUUGAAUGAUUGUGUGUCAAGAGACGGGAUGUUAAGGUAGACUGCUACUUCAAAUGUUCUGGUGAUCUGUCCAAAAGCCCUUGAGUCCAGAAUUCAACUCCUAAGGCUUUCUCACAAGAGCAGCUUCGAAAAAAGGGGGGCUGAAACCAAUUCCGAGAGUAAAUAAACACAGAGGGUUUGCAGCAUGUUUCCUGUAUCAGGCUAUCUACAGUGCUGACUGGAUCAGAAAUCUGUGAAACAAUCUGUGCUAUCUACAGUAUGCUGCUGUCAAUGCAACUGUAGAUUUUUUUUUCUGUGUAAAGUAAUGAGAAGAGAUUUUCCCUGGAGCAUCGUAUGAGCCAAAGAAGAAAGAAAAGAGAGAAGUCACAAAAAAAGGACUAACCGAACCUGAAGGAGGCAAAAAAAAUUAUCCUGCUACAACCUCACUCAGGAGAUUGCUUUUUAACCCUUUGGUAGGACAGUGCUCCAUUCUUUUUUUUGCUUCUGUCCAUCUGUUUUUAGGUAUGGGCUGGCUGCUGAAUCUGAGCUAUCUGGCUGUAAUGGUGGCUGGAAUAAUUGGCACAGAGAGGAGGCAGCACCACGUGCAGCACGGCCGAUGUAGCUACACAUUCAUCCUGCCAGAGGUGGAGCAGUGCCCAUCACCUGGAAACUUCCGGGUGAGCAAUUCACUGCAGAGAGAUUCACCCUUAGCCCCCAACGCAGCCCAGACUGAGAAAAAGCUCGAAAGCCUGGAGAGUGCCACCGAGAACAACACACUAUGGCUGCAGAAGCUGGAGAGUUACAUCCAAGAGAACAUGCGGUUGGAGAUGGUGGAGAUGCAGAGGAAUGCCAUUAACACACAAACAGCCACCAUGCUGGAGAUCGGAACGAAUCUCCUCAGCCAGUCUGCAGAACACACACGGAAACUUACAAAUGUGGAGACCCAGGUGUUGAACCAAACAGGCCGACUGGAGAUCCAGCUGUUGGAGUACUCUCUGUCCACCAAGCGACUGGAGAAGCAACUCUUGCAGCAGACCCAGGAGGUGUCCCGCCUAAAUGACAAAAACAGCUACCUGGAGCAGCGUUUCACAGCCCUGGAGGCCAGACACAGUCAGGAGCUGCAGGCAAUCCAGCAGGAAAAGCAACAGCUGCAGGAGCUUCUGGACAGGCAGAGUCGCAUGGUCAGUGUGCUCGAGAGACAGCUGGCUGGCUCCACCCGCAACAGCACACUGCUCCAGCACCAGCAACCUACUCUCUCAGAGACACUGCAGCAGCUACUGGCCAUGAUCGCCCAGUGCAACGAUAUUACCAGCCUGUCUAAGGCAAAGACAGUUGUUUUCAGAGAUUGUGCCGACGUAUACAAGUGCGGAAUUACAGAGAAUGGAAUAUACAACAUUCAUCUCGCCAACAGCACACAGACAGUAAAGGUGUUCUGUGAUAUGAAAACUAGAGGAGGAGGUUGGACUGUUCUUCAGCAUCGCUUUAAUGGUUCAGUGGACUUCCACCGUAACUGGAAAGAUUAUAAAAUGGGAUUUGGAGACCCCUCGGGAGAACACUGGUUAGGAAAUGAUGUCAUCCACCUGCUCACCACGUCCAGAGACUACACUCUGAAGGUCCAACUUAAAGAUGUAGAAGGAAACCAGGCCUAUUCGCAGUAUGACCAUUUCUACAUUGAUGGAGAGGAAAAUAAAUAUUGUAUUCAUGCUGAAGGUUUUAGUGGUACAGCCGGUCGCACCAGCAGCUUGACCCACUCAGGUACCAUGUUUAGCACAAAGGAUCAGGAUAAUGACCGCUGCAGCUGCAAGUGUGCCCAGAUGGCUUCAGGAGGAUGGUGGUUUGAUGCCUGUGGGCCAUCUAAUUUAAACGGCAUCUACUACACUGGAAUCUCCAACGUGAUGCGCUACAAUGGGGUCAAGUGGUACUACUGGAAAGGACCAAACUCAAUAGUUACCCGAACCACUAUGAUGGUGCGUCCUGUGGAUUUCUAAAAAUAAAUGUCACCGAGACAUUUGGCUCUACAAACAGCAAAACUCCCUGAGUUCAUUUAAGAUCUAUGCUCCAUGCUCGUUUGUGUCCAGCUGCACUUACAUAAGCACUAGGUGUUAAUUCAACACUGGGGAAUUUGUGACAUAGACAGCGAAAGAGCGCCAAAGGGCUGUUGGGACAGCUGAGACUCACUGACAUUUUAUGCAUUUUUGGAAAUUGUGGAACACUAUAUGAUUAAAUCUGGCUUGUUUGUUCUGCUCUGGCAAAAAAAGAACCCAGCUGCUUCAUCAGUAUAUUAUUACCCUGUAUAUAAAAGCUCAUGCAGAUUAGAAUGCAAAGGACUGGAAUUUCACAUCAGAGUUUGCUUGUAUACUUGGCUAGUGAACAGAGCUCUUUGUAAAUAUAACACAUUCCUCCUCCCUUUCCUGUUCAUGACACCUUUCCAUUUGCCCCUUUUCUGACAUGCCUAUAAAGUUUAUGAGUGAAUACUCCCAUAAAAACUGCAUGAGAUACUAAAACAGGUAUAUGUUUAACAGUCACAUUAUUUACUAUAAAAAUGUAUAUUUGUAAUAAAAAAGGACAUAAAAUCGA
Messenger RNA from Silurus meridionalis, 2650 nucleotides. It is a transcript of the gene angpt2b, whose product is annotated as angiopoietin 2b. The coding region runs from base 598 to 2061 and encodes 487 amino acids. NCBI's taxonomy places the organism in Eukaryota, Metazoa, Chordata, Actinopteri, Siluriformes, Siluridae. Gene Ontology annotation, molecular function: receptor tyrosine kinase binding. The transcript is spliced from 9 exons. Gene Ontology annotation, biological process: Tie signaling pathway. The record is from RefSeq and is a predicted model, not a curated record.